UGGUGAUUCAUACUAAAUAACAGUUAUUUCUUUCUUUACUUUAGUGGAAUUUUAAAAUGUAUUUAAUUGUAAAUAAUAAUUUAUAUCUUCUUAGAUUAUGAUUGGAAGAUUCCAUAUCGCAACCAAGAAUAUUAAUCUUCUAUCCUCCCUUCAAGAUUCUGUAACUUGUAUUAACAAAGUUCACUUAUCAAAAUUGUUAAAUUUACAUGAAAACAAUGUUAUAAAUCCCAGUGACUACAGAAAUUUAAUUUAUUAUUUAUCUCAAGCUCCUGAUAAGCUCAGGUUAAAUGAAGUUAACACCCUUGUAAAGGGGAUGUUGUACACUAAAUAUAAACCAGACUCUUAUUUUUUUGAUAAAAUCAUGUCAAAUUUGGGUAGGAAUUACCAGGAAAAUCCGCUCCUGUCAGUUGAUACAUUUUAUUAUUUACUUCUCCUAAAUCAUGAAGAUGUUUCUCCAGAUGAAUGUGUAGAGUUUCUUGAUAACUUUAGGAUAUCUGCUGAUCUAUACGUUCAAUUAAAACUGUUAAACGUAUUCUACGCUAUACAAUUUUACCACUCACACAUUCAAGAGAGUUACACUCCUGAAAUUGAAAACUUUGUAAAAUAUUUAAGGCUAAUCUCACCUAAACUUAAGUUAAAGUGUGGAAUCAAAGAGGAAUCGAAGGAAAUUAAACAAGUUAAAUCAACAAUGGAUAGUUUAAACUUGGAAUAUUUUUCAGCAAUAACAGGCCACAUAUACAGUCCGAUAAUUUUAAAAAAUACUAAUAUGGCAAUUGAAAUGAGAUACGAAAGGGAUAAAUACCUUGAAUCCGAGGAUUCCUUACCAACAAUACAACUGAAACAGCUUAUUAUGAGGGAUUUGGGCUGGAGAGUUCGUUUCAUUCCCUUCGAGCGUUGGAAACACAAUUCCACGGAUUUUGAGAGGAGAAAAUAUUUAUCUAAAUUUGUCAGUGAAUUUUAUGUCGAGACCCAAUUUACCGAGAAUCCACCGUGGGUGAUUAAUAUUAAAACGACAUCACACAUUAAAAAAUAACUCUGUAAAAUG
Messenger RNA from Theileria parva strain Muguga, 1045 nucleotides. RefSeq lists its product as uncharacterized. The transcript has 5 exons. The record is from RefSeq and is a predicted model, not a curated record. Lineage: Eukaryota; Apicomplexa; Aconoidasida; Piroplasmida; Theileriidae. Bases 98 to 1033 code for a protein of 311 amino acids.